ACAGAAAUUGGGCCUAGAGUUUUGGAGUUGGGGCCGUCCCUGCUCCGGCGCAGAUCAGGUGCAUCACAAUCUUCAUCUUCUAGUUCCAAAAUUUUGCUUCAGAGGAAAAUCGAAAGGUUCCACAAAAAUGUCGAGUCCCGUGGCUUCCCCAAAUAAACGCUUCAAAUCAGAAGUAGAAGCUAACAAAGACGACGACGAUGAUAACCAAGAUGAUUGCUGCGGAAUUUGCUAUGUCGAACGCGGAGUUUCUAUUCCGGGAGAGAUCGAUUCCUGCAACCACUAUUUUUGCUUUGUUUGCAUUAUGGAAUGGGCUAAGCACGAAUCUCGAUGCCCAAUCUGUCGCCAGAGAUUCUCCAACGUUCGUAGACUCCCUAAACAUGGCCUCUUUUCUUCCUCUCGGGACGUUAAGGUCCCUCUCCGUGACCAGGUUUAUCAUCCUCAUGGAAAUAUGACAAGUGGUCCUGUUGAUUCUUAUGCUGAACUCAAAUGUUGUGUUUGCCAUGUUGAGAAAGAUGAAAAUCUUAUGCUAAUUUGUGAUCUUUGCGAUACUGCUUCACAUACAUAUUGUGUUGGCCUGGGCUACUCCGUUCCCGAAGGUGAUUGGUUUUGUCAUGAUUGUGCUGUUUCCCGGGAGAAUAAUAUUAACAAAGAGUUAGACCAACAAAAUGUUGAGCAAACGGUGGACCCUGGUGUAACUAUCUUAAAUAUUGUGAGAGGAACAAGCGGCCAGGUUGUUAGAAGACCGAAGGCAUCUCCUAUACGACAAAACUGUCCGUCUUCUUCUGUUAUUCCUUUACUUGACAGGGUGAGUAGAUCUGAAGGUAAAAAACCUGUGUCGGGAGUUCAGCUUGCGCAGCGUAAUGUCCAGGUGCUUCGUGAAAAUUGGAAUUCUUUGAGAAGUGGUUCAUUAAGGUUCCAUAGCAAAUCAUUGCAAGCUGGUAGCACAAGUAGUGAAAAACAAGAAUCUAGUUCUUUAUCAUGUGGCAAAUUAGAUGAAUCACAUUCAAUGGCUUCCAAAGGUCUUCAACAAUCAUCAGUCCAAGGUGCUCAAUCUACUAUCGUGUUUAAUAGUGGUGACUUGAAAGACGAUACUCACAAAGCUUGGAAAAUGAUGGAUAGGGCGAAGAGUAUGCAAAGCACUCCUAGAAGAACUAGCAGAAUUCCACAGGGAGUGGAUGAUAAUCCCUUGUGUAGUGGGGCUAGAGAAAUAUCAUUUGCUCCCCGUAGUUGCCUAGAAUUGAAAAACCAACAGCCCAAAGCAUUAGACUUCAGGUACACCAGAAUGGAGAAGCAGUGUGACUAUUCUAGUCUCAACAAAAAUUUGGAAAAUCAUUGGUCUCCAAUGUUGGGAGAGAAAAGACAAAGUAGGGUCACAUGUGAUGAGAUGAUACAACAUUUGGGGGACCAUACUACUCAUUCAUAUGGAUAUAGGGAACAUCCAUUGCCCCAAAAGUUCCAUACAAGUACCCACAGUGCUCCCUGUCAUGAUGAAAGAAAUGCUGCGAAGGAACAAAGGCAGUCUGCUUGCUUGGUAACUUCGGCACCCUCUAGUGGCAAAUCCGGCAGUGUGUUCAUCUCUAAUAAGGAUGUGGAUAUUAUCAAUAAAGAAAAGAAGCUGGCCAAAAGCUUUGGGAAUGGGAUCACGAAAAAUAAUGAAGACGCUAAAACUGAGAUCCAGUCUCUUGUUAAACUGAACCUGAAGUGCUUAACUAGAGAUAAACAAUUAGGUGUCAAAACCUUCAAGGUAGUUGCGAGGCGAGCCACCCAUACAAUCUUGGCUGCUUGCCAUUCUGAGCAGCCAAAGUCUAAUAUUUACUCAAACUCAGUAUGCAGCCAUACUGAUCAUAUUCUGCAGUUUCAGAAAUCUAAUUUAAUGCCCAAUUGUUGCCGACAAUGCUUUAAUGUCUUUGUAAACAAUGUUGUCAAGUCCAUCAUGUUGGAAAAAGUCGGUAGCUGUUCUUGAUCUACAUUUCUUUUCGCAUUAUGUAUUUUUAUAUUUAUGAGUAUUGUUAUCAAGUAACUAUGUAAAUAAAUCUGUGUUGCCCCUUGGCUCAGGGCCUCAAGCAACUGUAUUGUAAAAUUUGUGUUGGAGGUAGGCAUGGUGGCAGUUCAAUCAUUUUACUUUUCCACCAGGAAGGAGUGAAAAAUAUACUGAGAAACCGUUAUCUUUAAAAGUAGAUAAAUUUGUAUUAUCUAACUACCACUCAAUUCAGGGGUAA
Molecule: messenger RNA, 2219 nt
Organism: Cicer arietinum (chickpea)
Lineage: Eukaryota; Viridiplantae; Streptophyta; Magnoliopsida; Fabales; Fabaceae
Source: RefSeq, a predicted model, not a curated record